Messenger RNA from Oreochromis niloticus (Nile tilapia), 5239 nucleotides. RefSeq names its product MAP7 domain containing 3 (gene map7d3). The record is from RefSeq and is a predicted model, not a curated record. The transcript is spliced from 20 exons. Bases 114 to 2615 code for a protein of 833 amino acids. NCBI's taxonomy places the organism in Eukaryota, Metazoa, Chordata, Actinopteri, Cichliformes, Cichlidae. Gene Ontology annotation, biological process: microtubule cytoskeleton organization. Gene Ontology annotation, cellular component: microtubule cytoskeleton.
GCCCUAUCUUUGAUGUCCACGUCCCCGUGGUGUCCGAGUCCUACCGGCUGCGAUGGGUUACGCGCCCUUGUUUUAGAAAAAAAAAAAAAACACAGAAGGAAAACUUCAUAGAAAUGGCGGAGGGUGCUUCGACUCUCAAGGGCUUGAGAGCCCAAAUGGCUGCAGCUGCACAGGCACAAGCCGAGGAAAGGCGCAGCUUGGCGGGAAACAGCCCAGGACCUACAAAUAACACACCAGCUAAACCUCAGGGGUGCAGGCCAGUACUUGACGGUGCCACACUUAGAACAGACGACAGACUGCGGGUGGCAAAAGAGAGACGUGAGGAGGCAGAGAGACAACAGGCUUUACGAGAAUCUCAGAUCAUGGAGCGGGAGCGCAAGGCCAAGCUGCAAGUGGAGCGUCAGAUGGAAGAGCGUCAGAAAAAGGUUGAGGAACAGCGAAGGAAGGAGGAGCAGAAAAGAUUGGCUGUGGAGCAGAAGAGGAAGCAGAAACAGGAAGAAGAAAAGGAGCACUACGAGGCAGUGAUGAGGCGGACGUUGGAGCGUAGUCAGCAAGUCGAGCAGAGGCAGAAAAGAUGGUCUUGGGGAGGACUGUCCACAGACUCAGAUGGACGAACAGGAGAUUCUGAUGCCAGUGCCUCAUCUCCAGUAACUAUAGUUAUCUCCUCUCCCUCACCAGAAAAGCCACCAAGGAGUCAUCAAGUGGACAAGCGCUCCACAUCCACCACGAACCUGAAACAGCCGUCUGAGGCUGGCAUCAGCAAACGCCUAUCCUCCUCCUCUGCCACCCUCAUCAAAUCACCUGACAAACGUGUUAAGCCAAGGAGUUCAUCUUGUAACCGGUUACCUAGCAAUGGCAAUGCUGCUCAGGCCAGUAAGGAAGACGACAAAAAGCUUCAGGUGGAACAGACAGGCCACUCUGUGAAGAAGAGAAGUUCCUCCCUUACGCGAGUAAGUCUGGGCAGAGCACAGACCCCUGCAAAGCCUGAUAAGGGGACAACGGAUGAUCAAGCUCGCAGGCCACUGGCCACUACUGUGGAUGGAGGGGUCCUUAGUCGCCUGCUCACACCCACCCAGGCCUCACUAGCUAGGAGCAAGAGCGCUGCCGCCCUGUCCGCUGAAGGAACAGAUGCUCCAGAGUGUCACCUGUGUCCUCGCUCAGCCUCUGCCAGCCCAUUGCACCCACCGCGUGGUCCAGUGCGCAGCCGCAGCAGCGACCGACAAAAGAGCAGCAUGACCACAUCUGUGUCAGCCGAUGGAGCUCUGGAUCCUUCGAUGAAAGAUAAGAAGUUAACAUCACCUGUGGGGCAACGUCCUGCCUCCCCAUCCACUCCAGGACGGCACCGUUCGCCAUCGCCUGCCCCCAGUCCAGGUCCAAAGAGGACUCCUUCGCCUUCAGCACCCAAGCAAAGCCCUAAGAUGCGCCCAGCCUCACCAGGCGCAAUGAAACAACGCCCACCGUCUCCUCAGCCUACACCAACCAAACCCCCACCCAUCCAGAAGCCUCUCGCUCCAGCAGGACCGCCAACCUUACGAAAGAAGAACUCCAAGUCCAAAGAUCUCUGUCCUGUUCAAGCUGUGGCUCAACAAUCCUCUGAUUCCAGCAAGACCAAAGACAAAGAUGACUCAAAGGCUACGACAGGCACCAACUCGGCUGCUGAGGCUGCCAAGAUCCUAGCAGAAAACCGCAGACUGAUGCGAGAGCAGAAAGAGAGAGAGGAGAAGCUUAGGCUACAGAAGGAGGAAGAGGAGAGGUUGAGAAAAGAAGAAGAGGCACGUUUAGCAGAAGAGGCUCGAUUGAAACGUCUGGAGGAGGAGAAGCAGCUUGCAGAGGAGAGAAAACUUAGGGAAGAGGAAGAGGCUCGCCUAGCAGAGGAGGAACGGAUUAGAAUGGCAGAGGAGGAAGCACAAAGGCAGGCUGAGCUCCAAAGGGAACGCGAGGAGGCCGAGGCCAAAGCCCAGGAGGAGGCAGAAAGAGUUCGUCAGGAGAGAGACCGCAUUAUGCAGCAGAACCAACAGGAACGUAUGGAGAGGAAGAAGAGAAUUGAAGAAAUAAUGAAGAGAACUAGAAAAGGGGACCAAAAUGAUUUAAAGAGAGAUGACGAUAAAUGCGCACAAGAGAAUGAAGAUGAGGAAAUGGACCAGAUAAACUGUGAAACUAAAAUUACAGAGACUGACACAGAUGAGAGCUGUCUGUCCUCCGGUGAGCCUUCAACAGAGCGAGAAGAGCCCCUGGGCCACACGAAUGAGAAAUCAGAGACAGACGACAAGGAGAAUAACAAUGGCACAAGCUCAGAUGAGACUCAGGCAGAAAGUCCGGUACCCGAGGGCCGCCUUGUCGAGGGUUCUGAGUUCAUGAAUGAGCAAGACUCUACCGAGGUGGAGUUGGUCUCCACAGUCAAUGGAAAAUCCAACCAAUGGAGCUUUGAGGAGCUCAUUGACCUCAACGUCCACUCUAAGCCUCGACCCCUCCUUGAGGCGGGGGACUGUAACAAAGUCUUGAUCAACUGUGACGGGAGCUCAGAGGGAACCAGGGUAGCCUUCGAAGACAAUGAAACCCCCAUCAGCACGCUGCAUUCCUCCAGUCAACCCAUAGAAGCCCUGCCAGAGAUUUGACGUCUGCGGCGUCGCUGAGAAGCCUCUUACUGUUGCACUCCUAAAGUUCCUGUCCAGUUGACCUCCUUAAAAAUUCUGUCAAUUCCAAGCAGCUUUCUCCCCUUUCUCCUCCUUUUCCAGAGGGAGGAGCACAAGGUGAAGUGGAAAGACCACCCAAGUGCUACGUUUGCACCCUACAUGAUGAGGAAACAAUAUGUAUUGAAAGUAUAUAUUAAUAAUUGUUGUGCUUCAGGGAAAUGCUGUCUAUUCCUUCCACAUGCUUACCCUGGGUCUUUUUCCUCUUCCUCUUGUGGUUUUUAGUUCUCCAGAUUUUUUUUCUCAAUUUUGUGUCCAGUUUUGAUGAUUUGUUUUUUUUUGUUUUUGUUUUUUUUUUAAAGUGUUUGCUUUUGUCAGGGGUGCGUUGUUAUAAUUUAUUAAUUUUGGCUUCUUUGUUAUUGUAAUUAUUGUUAUCAAAAGUUCAGUCUUUUUUUUCUUCUUGUGAGAAUAUUCCAGGAAACAUGCACAAUAGAUUUUGUGAAUUAUUCUUAAUUAAUGGAAGAAAUUGUUAUAUGUUCUGUUUUGUUGGGGUUUGGUGGAGGUGGCAUCACAGGUUUUCCAGGUGACUGAUCUAAAUUUACUUGACCGUCUACUUUUUGCAGCAACAUGGCCUUACAAUUUUUUCCCUACUUUCUAAUUUUUUAAAACAAUUUUUUUUUUUCCCCAUGCAUGCACAGUUUAGCAAUCUCUGUUAACACUUGGGAUUGGCUUCUCUGUUAAUACUUGACUGGGCUUUUGUCACGUCAUCCCCCUCCUUUGAUUCUUUUACCCCUUCCUUCUUUGGCCACUAGAGGGCUUCAGCAGCACAGCAGUUGCAUUUGAAGGCGAACCAUGUGGAGAUUCACAUGUUCAGUUAACUUUUUGCACUUUGUUGUUUGAAGCUCACGGUUGGUUUCGGUUUUCCCUUUUUUUUUUUUUUUUUUCCCUUUGCAUUUGUAUAUAGAAUACAAGUUUACUAAUAUUGUACUUUACAAAAGUCCUAGCUGGGUCCGGUUUUAGUGUCAUUUGUGGCGGCGACUCCAACUGUUUGAAUAACCAUACCUGUAACAGACUGUCAUAACACAGAGAUGAAACCCAGUAGUUUAUUUUUAGCUGCUUCUGAGCUUCUUGACACGGCGUUUGUUACUAAUCUGAACUUGUGCUUUCAGUGAUCUGGUUUUAACUUGAGCUUUAGUUCCCGCUUUGUGAUUCAUUCUUCUGUGUGCUUCAUCAUCAGUUCCACUUCUUUCCAACUAACAACCAUCUAAAUAUCCUGUCAAACUAGCUGCUACAUAUGACAAAAUGCAUUUCAACUAUUUUUGUAGUAUACAGUUUUGGCUGUUUGUUUAUAUAUGAAAAUGCAUUUCUACAUAUAUUUAAGUGUUAUUGUAUUGUGUAUAUAAUCAGUAUUAGGCAAAUGAAGCCAUGUUUAGGAUGGAGUGGCUCAGGUUGUGGAGAAUUCAAGAGUCUGUGUAAAUGACUAUUAGGUUUCAGUUUGACUGGUGCCGUGUGACGGGGUGGUCGGGUUCUGGUUGGCCUACCUGGCAACCCUUAUGUCCCCUUUCACAAGAGCUCAACAAAACUGGGUGGCAAUCUACUUUGUUUCCUAAGUUUCGGCUCUGUAUCUGCAAGCUCUAAUUCUGAAUUUUGCCUCAAAAAGACUAAACCAGUUGAGAUUUGGAUGACAGAGAGAGCCAUUUUUGUCCUUACAAACAUAUCUAAACCCAUGAUAUGAGUCAUAGAUGUGCCUCUCAGUGCUUUUAAUGUCAUCAAAAUGCAAUUAAUGUCAUGCAAAAGGAUGUAGGGGUGUUGAUUGGUCGUUGCAGGUGCGUCUGCUCAGUAUUCAACUGUUCUACUGUAGAAUAAGAAGGGCACCUGACAAAACCUGACGCGGGUCAGGCUGGUUUUCUGGUUCUUUGUUAUUCAUGAAAUGUUAAAUUUCUUGAUGCUUGAACAGUCCAAGCACAAGGUUUGAGACUUUGAACUUUUGCCUUUUUCUCUGCUGGCUUACUAAACUCUCUCUGUACAUAUUUCAGCUUUGAUUAAUAAGCUCAAAGAAUGUAACAGACUGCAUAAACCAUCCUGCAAUAUUUACCACGUCUCUGAGCUUAUGUGCUUUUAGCCGUCUUACGUUAUUCUUCUAGGAAACAGACUCUUUGCACUGUCACAAGUUACCCUUCUUUAAACAAAGCACGUAUCUGAGGACUUUACAGACUCCUGGGGGAGCUGUGUAAAAUUUCAUAAAGAAAAAGUCAUUUAUGUGGUUCUGUGACUUAUUCCCACCCAGAUGUUUUAGUCUCAUUCAUAACCUGAGCCUCAGGUCUUUCAUACUCCACUUUGCUUUCCUGAAUAAUGCCUGUCUAAGGAGCGGUUGUAGUUGCUGCUUGAACACAUACGGUGUCUGCAUGUUACAGGGCAUGGAUGCAGAGCUCACAGCACUUAGUCCUCAACAUCAUCUAUAAUGUUAGGUUAGAACGGUGCCUUAGAUUAAGAUUUAGUGUGGGUUGUUUUGUUUUUUUGUUUUUUAUUGUUUCACAGUCAACUAAGAAAGCUUCUCCUUACCUCGGCCUCGACAAUCAUUCUACUCAACAAGGGCAACUUUGUGAAUA